UCCUUGCGUGUAUAAAUCCCCCAUCAACUCCCUCACAAAAUCCCCCCCUUCCCCACUCCACUCUUCACUUUACAUGCAUUAAGGUUUUCAAAUAUAGUCUUGAUGCUCAGACCUCUGUUCUUCAUGUUCGAAUUUGAUGUCUCAAACUCUUAGUGAACUACUUCUUUUAGUGUUUAUGAUCAGUUCUACUUAUCGGCGCAGGACUCACUUAGUUCAAUCCUUCUCUGUUGUUUUCCUCUACUGGUUGUACUUCGUUUCAUAACUUUAAUCACCUCGAAUUAUUAUAUUUUUACUAGCAUUAUUCACUUAUUAUUAAUAAGCAUUUAGCUAGCUUUUUUUCAUCAUUGUCCUGUUUUUUUUUAAGUUUUUAUGGCAUCUUCUAGUGGAAUAACAACAACUUCAGGUUCACUUAACACGGACUUGUACCAGCAACAUCUGCAGCAGCUUCUGGAUCAGAGAAAGAGCAAGAGGAAGAUGUCGAAUCGUGAAUCAGCUAGGCGGUCUAGGGUGCGAAAGCAGAAGCACUUGGAUGAGCUUAUGGCUCAGCUGGCUCAGCUCAGAAAAGCCAACAAUCAGUUGGUUAUGAUUAUGAAUGUCACCGCUCAAGGUUUACUUAAUGUUGAGGCGGAAAACUCUGUCUUGAGAGCUCAAGUGGCUGAACUCGAGGCCAGGUUGGAGUCGCUCAAUGAGAUUAUUGGCUUUUUGGAUAUUGAAAAUGAAGGGUUUGGUAUCAAUGAGGAGUUCUGUUACAAUGCUGUUAAUGAUUCUGCGGAUAUGUUCAUGUUAAACGUUAACAGUUCCAUGAGUUAUAUGUAUGCUAAUCAGCUGCCGAUCAUGGCCUCUGCGGACAUGUUGCAGUAUUAACAACCCUCAAGGAAGCUCACAGGGUUGGCCUCAACAACAUAUCAGUAAUAUUUUAUGUGAAAUACACUUUCUCAGAUCUUCGAAAGCACAACUAUGUUACUUGUGCUAUCACUAAAAUAUGUUCCGCUAGAACAAAGAAUCAUGUAACAGAAAUAGUAUGUGCUAGGGAAAUGAGGAUAUGUAUGUUUAUAUGGUUCUUGCAUAUAUUGUAGGAAAUAAGGAUGUCGUAAAUAUUGUAAGUUUUCAGUAAGAUUUUACGGUGUUUACUUCUUAGUAA
Messenger RNA from Daucus carota subsp. sativus, 1141 nucleotides. RefSeq names its product bZIP transcription factor 11. The transcript has a single exon. The coding region runs from base 370 to 864 and encodes 164 amino acids. Gene Ontology annotation, molecular function: DNA-binding transcription factor activity; transcription cis-regulatory region binding. Lineage: Eukaryota; Viridiplantae; Streptophyta; Magnoliopsida; Apiales; Apiaceae. Gene Ontology annotation, biological process: positive regulation of DNA-templated transcription. The record is from RefSeq and is a predicted model, not a curated record. Gene Ontology annotation, cellular component: nucleus.